This is a messenger RNA of Cladophialophora psammophila CBS 110553, 684 nucleotides long. RefSeq lists its product as uncharacterized. The record is from RefSeq and is a predicted model, not a curated record. Bases 1 to 684 code for a protein of 227 amino acids. NCBI's taxonomy places the organism in Eukaryota, Fungi, Ascomycota, Eurotiomycetes, Chaetothyriales, Herpotrichiellaceae. Gene Ontology annotation, cellular component: cytoplasm; exon-exon junction complex. Gene Ontology annotation, biological process: exon-exon junction complex disassembly. The transcript has a single exon. Gene Ontology annotation, molecular function: RNA binding.
AUGUCGAGCCGACCGUCUGGCACGCCUCGAGCCAGCAAAUCUGGCAUACAGACCACUGCAGAUGGUGCUUCGUAUAUUCCGGCUUCGAAACGGGCGGAUGGGUCCACUAGGAAAGAGAUCCGAGUGAGGCCGGGCUACAGGCCGCCGGAAGACGUCGAAACCUACAAGAAUAGGAGCGCCGAAGCAUGGAAGAACAGAAGUCAAGGUGGCGUACCUGGGGCAGAGUCGGCCCCUGCAGCCAAAGACGAGUCUCCCGCACUGAGCAAGAACGCAAAACGCAGGGAGGCCGCACGAAGGAGGGCAGCAGCAGAGGGGUCAGCUGAGGACGGAGAAGACGAACUCACAUUAGCGAUGCAAAACGCCGAUAUCUCGGGACGAGCCAAGGGCAAGGAAAACUGGCACGAUCCCUCGAAACUGGCAACCAACGAGGAACCGGCCGCCGAAGCCGACGUGGGACAACAAAAGAAAAUCCGCAACCAGCUCAAGAAGUUACGUGCAGUCCGUGAGCUGAGAGAAAAGCGGCCGGCCGGCGAGAAGCUGUCGCAUGACCAGAUCAUGAAGAUCGGAAAAGAAGGCGAACUGCUGCGUGAUCUGAAGAAGCUGGGCUACGAUGGUCCAGAGUUGCAGGCAGACACUUCUGAACCUGUAAAUGAAGUUGCUUCAUCGACCAACUUGGUCGGUUGA